UUUGGCCUCGUCGACUCCUCCGUACUAGUCCAGCUAUUGUUGUGUGCCUUUUUCGGGAGACAACACUGACCCAUCAGCAGGAUUUAAAAUAAUUUAACUGUUUUGUUUUGCGGUUACACCGCUGUAUUUAGCCGUGUUUGUGUCCAGGCGGCGUGUCCUCUCUUUGAAGAAAUAGAAAGGAUCCCAGUGAAGGACUCUGGGCUGGUGAAGUAGUUAAUCGGUAUGGGACAGACGGAAGACUGAGAUUCCACAUUAGAGACUGCUUGUGUCGGCGCUUCCCACUUGGAUUGUCGACGGGAAACAAAAACGUGGAGGGGAAUAAGAAGAAAAGAUCACAGGACGCAUGUAGCCGAAGUGCAACACUGCUGAGGUUGGUUUUAAGGCUUGACGAUGGGUUGCGUCAGGAGUAAAGAGGACAAGGGUCCGGCGCUGAAGUACCGACCUGACAACUCAAAUGCCACACCAGUCAGUGCUCACCAGGGUCACUACGGGCCUGACCCCACCCUGAUGGGUCAUUCGCCAGCUAUGAAGACGCACAACAACUACAAUAGUCACGUUGCUGCCCUCACACCCUUUGGUGGAGCAUCUUCAGUCAUGACGCCCUUUGGCGGCGCCUCCACCUCCUUCACCUCAGUGGCUGUGAGCAGCCCCUUUCCCACUGUGAUCACAGGUGGAGUGACAUUUUUUGUCGCGUUGUACGACUAUGAAGCGAGGACAUCGGAUGAUCUGUCAUUCAAAAAAGGGGAUCGCUUUCAGAUUAUAAACAACACGGAAGGUGACUGGUGGGAGGCCCGCUCUAUCAACACUGGACAGAAAGGUUACAUCCCCAGCAACUACGUGGCCCCAGCCGACUCCAUCCAGGCAGAAGAAUGGUACUUUGGAAAAAUGGGCCGCAAAGAUGCGGAACGUCUCCUGUUGGUUCCAGGGAAUCAGCGCGGUACUUUCUUGGUACGAGAAAGCGAAACGACCAAAGGUGCCUACUCUCUCUCUAUACGUGACUGGGAUGAGAUGAAGGGAGACAACGUCAAACACUACAAAAUCCGCAAGCUGGAUAACGGUGGUUACUACAUCACAACACGAGCCCAGUUUGACACACUACAGAAGCUGGUGAAACACUACACAGAACAUGCGGACGGUUUAUGCUACAGGCUGACGACUGUGUGUCCGAUGGUGAAGCCGCAGACUCAGGGGCUAGCUAAAGACGCCUGGGAAAUCCCACGAGAUUCCCUUCGACUGGAAGUCAAACUGGGACAGGGCUGCUUCGGGGAAGUCUGGAUGGGUACGUGGAAUGGUACUACUAAAGUGGCAAUCAAGACCCUGAAGCCAGGCACCAUGUCUCCAGAGGCUUUCCUGCAGGAGGCUCAGAUCAUGAAGAAACUAAGACACGACAAACUGGUGCCUCUUUAUGCGGUGGUGUCUGAAGAGCCCAUCUAUAUUGUUACAGAGUUCAUGGGCAAAGGUAGUUUAUUGGAUUUUCUGAAAGAGGGAGAUGGAAAAUGUCUGAAGCUGCCUCAGCUGGUGGACAUGGCUUCACAGAUUGCAGAAGGUAUGGCCUUCAUCGAGAGGAUGAAUUACAUCCACAGGGACCUGAGAGCUGCCAACAUCCUGGUGGCUGAUAACCUGGUUUGUAAGAUUGCUGACUUUGGCCUGGCCCGGCUUAUCGAGGACAACGAGUACACCGCCAGACAAGGUGCCAAAUUCCCCAUCAAGUGGACAGCCCCUGAAGCUGCAUUAUAUGGUCGCUUUACUAUCAAAUCUGACGUUUGGUCGUUUGGUAUACUACUGACUGAACUGGUGACCAAGGGCAGAGUACCAUACCCAGGUAUGGUAAACCGUGAGGUUCUUGAGCAGGUAGAGCGGGGUUACCGCAUGCCCUGCCCACACGGCUGCCCCGAGUCCCUCCACGAGAUGAUGAGGCAGUGCUGGAAGAAGGAACCUGAUGAAAGACCCACCUUUGAAUACAUCCAGUCCUUCCUAGAAGACUACUUCACAGCCACGGAGCCACAAUACCAGCCUGGAGACAAUCUCUAGUCUGUUGGUGUUUGAUGAACUCUGGCACAGCAAGGUACAUCAGUGGAGAACAAAACUUGGGACAACAUAGACACUGGCAUACCUGGAAAUGUUCGUCCCUCGUAUACCGGGGGACCAAGUGUCCACAUAUGCCAAUGGGUGCUGGUGCGAUAAACUCUGGGAACUCUGCCAAUCAGAAUAAUCCAUGUGGGCUGGCCACAACACUGUGAUUUAAAGAGGGUGGAGAUUUGAUUAGAGUUUGUAGAGAUGCAGAUUUUUUUUUCUUAAUUUACUUUUUUAAAUGAUAAAAAAAAAUCCCCCUUCCUCCCCCCUUUAGCUUCCCGCUUUUUUUUUAAUUUACACAAGUCUUUUAAAAGGUUGGCAAAGAGGUUUUUUUUAAGUGACCAAUAACUGUGGUUGAAUUGUUGAGUAUGUGCUGCGACUGUAAAGCUUUGAUGGAGAUGCGUGCGUUGACAAACGGUGACAUAAAGGUCUGCUGUAUGGUUGUAAGAAUGUACUGAUAAAUCAAAGCAGAUGUACAUACAGUAUGUAUAAAAAGAAAUGUAUUUUAAGCAGGUGCGAUGAGAUCGAGAAUGAGAAUGAAAGACAUGUUGUGUGUGAUUACUUUUAAUGUGCUCACUCGAAUGAGAAGUUGCGUGUUUGUUUUUCUUUUACUUUUUUUUUUUCAUUUAAUCCAGGAUUUUAGAUCAUAAAGAGUUAUUUUGAUAAUUUGCAACAGAUUUUGUAAUUAUCAUUUUUAUAAAUGCUUAGAAAUGGACAUUACAGUUAUGAAAUUUUAAGAAAGGUUGAGUUCAUUGAUCAAAACAAUUAGCAGCAUUGGGUUUGUGCAAAACUACUUUAGUGAAACAUCACAGUGAAAUGAGAUCUCCUGUGAUCCAUGGUACUGGUACUGGAGUUCAUUAAAUCUUCUUUAAACCGGAGCGUUAUUCUUAUUCUUGUCAGCAAACUCUAACCAACCAAUGACUAAAGAACCACGCAGAGCUGUCCAUUGAUGUUCAAUGAAAUAUUUCAAACAGUAUUUCGAGCUUUCCUUGUGGUUUUCUUGUAAUUCCCAGAGAUGGAGAUGAUGGAUCACGUCCUGAGUGUGUAAACUGGUAGAAAAGACUAAACAAAUGUGCACACAGACUGUGGUCCGGGCAGAACUUGAGUGAUUUUUCUAGAUUCUAAUGAAAACAUAGAAGUUCCAAUGAAUUCUUACAGGUAUUUCUCCUUCCACAUGCACUAAAAAAUAAUUCUUAUCAAGGUGUGACAAAUAAGGAGACAAUGAGGAGACAAAGAUGUGAAUUAUUUUUGUUUGUUUCUUUUCUGAGUCUCAUUCACAUAAUAUGCGAUUGUUCUUGAAAAAAAUUGAUGUGAACUAGAGGGGGUGAAAUUACUGAGAAUUGUUACUAAUAUGAUUUUGUACAGAAUAAAUCAUAAAUAAAAAGG
This is a messenger RNA of Melanotaenia boesemani (Boeseman's rainbowfish), 3459 nucleotides long. It is a transcript of the gene yes1, whose product is annotated as YES proto-oncogene 1, Src family tyrosine kinase. The transcript has 12 exons. Gene Ontology annotation, cellular component: extrinsic component of cytoplasmic side of plasma membrane. The record is from RefSeq and is a predicted model, not a curated record. Bases 391 to 2031 code for a protein of 546 amino acids. Gene Ontology annotation, molecular function: signaling receptor binding; ATP binding; non-membrane spanning protein tyrosine kinase activity. Gene Ontology annotation, biological process: cell surface receptor protein tyrosine kinase signaling pathway; innate immune response; protein phosphorylation. NCBI's taxonomy places the organism in Eukaryota, Metazoa, Chordata, Actinopteri, Atheriniformes, Melanotaeniidae.